This is a messenger RNA of Ambispora gerdemannii, 846 nucleotides long. NCBI's taxonomy places the organism in Eukaryota, Fungi, Glomeromycota, Glomeromycetes, Archaeosporales, Ambisporaceae. The record is from the annotation of a GenBank genome assembly.
AUGGCUAGUGACGGAACUGGAAUUCUGUGUCGUGGCAUUAGUAGCAUGCGAAGACUCGAAGGAAAAUUUGUGUUAAUUACAGGCGCUUCAGCGGGUAUCGGUGAAGCAUGUGCAAAAGAAUUUGCAGCUGCAGGAUCAAAUUUGGUUCUUACAGCUCGACGAUUAGAUCGAAUAGAAAAUUUGAAAAGUGAUCUUUCAAAAAAGUAUCCACAACUAAAAAUUCACACUCAUCAACUGGACGUACGUGAUAAAGUGAAUGUUGAUAAGUUGGUACCCGGUUUACCAUCCGAAUUCAAGGAUAUUGAUAUACUUGUUAAUAAUGCUGGCCUUGUUAUUGGGAUUGACAAAAUUGAUAAUGUCACCGAUGAAGCGAUCGAUACGAUGAUUGACACAAAUGUUAAAGGUCUCAUAUAUGUAACGCGAGCUAUAUUGCCCGGGAUGAGAGAACGCCAACGCGGUCAUAUUAUUAACAUAGGAUCUGUAUCAGGAAAACAGGUCUAUCCUGGGGGCGGUGUUUACUGCGCGUCAAAACAUGCUGUAAAUGCGAUUUCAAGAACACUAUUGUAUGAACUGGUUGAUACGCCGAUUCGCGUGACCGAAGUGAAUCCUGGAAUGGUAGAGACAGAAUUCUCGGUAGUCCGAUUCAAAGGUGACAAAGAGAGAGCUGAGAAAGUGUAUCAAGGGCUUAAUCCUUUGACUGGUGAAGAUAUCGCCGAGACGGUGGUAUUUGCAGCUUCGCGCCCAGAUCAUGUUAACAUAGCAGAUGUGUUGAUCUAUCCAGUUAAUCAAGCGGCUGUCACAACCUUGCAUCGUCCGCUUCUACAACAAGAUCAAGAAAAGAAAUAA